AUGUCGAGUGACGACCAUCGUGGUGGAUGCGAGACGUUGUGGAGCGCCGAGCGUCAAACCUCCACUGGUUCUGAACCUGGAGCGCUUACAAAUUGGACCGCCCCACCGAUUCUAUACCGCCUGCAGAAAGAGUCUAAUACCGCCGCCACGGAGAAUCGAGGCGCUACGGCGUUGAGGACUUACGAGAUUGUAGAUGAUCCCAACAGCAUGGCAGUCUUCGUGGUGACACCUUCUGGCUCGUCGACUGAGGGAGAGAAUUACGAUGCGACGAUCAUGAUCAGCCACAGGAAGCUGCGUACCUUGUUCAAGAAUGCCGUAGACUGGUACCUGAUCGCGAAAGGGUUUGACCCUAACCAAACCCGACUCUAUCGGCUCGCGCAGAUCAUGCCCCCGAGCGCGACGCGGCCCAACGUCGAAUGGAGAUACAUGACGUUCCACCUACCGGACGAUCUGGAUAAUCAGGCGCCAGUAACUCGGAUGUUAGAUCGCAUGGACCGCAACAGCGUCAAGGAGUGCUGGGCGUUCAUCAGGCGCAAGUUGUUGCAUUUGAGCGCUAUCUUUUUCAUCGCAUUCGUCACAUUGUUUCUUCUCCUUGCCUAG
This is a messenger RNA of Dichomitus squalens LYAD-421 SS1, 600 nucleotides long. RefSeq lists its product as uncharacterized. The record is from RefSeq and is a predicted model, not a curated record. The coding region runs from base 1 to 600 and encodes 199 amino acids. Lineage: Eukaryota; Fungi; Basidiomycota; Agaricomycetes; Polyporales; Polyporaceae. The transcript has 4 exons.